AAUGCUUGUAUUAUAAUUUUAGUAAUAGUGGAAGAGAGAGAGAAAGAGGAGCGCACGGGAAGGAUGCGCAACCUGCCACAAAUGCCUGCCACUCAUCCGUGCCUCCGCCUCUAAGCGCUCUCAAUCCCAACAACCCCCUGGCAUCGUCGUCUUCUUCGCUGCAUCUAAUCUCUCUCCUUCUGAUGCCAUGUCCAUGCCUGCCUUCACGUCCAGAAAUCGGAGUCAGACCGACCAGACGACCGACGGUCCGACACCAUAAUAAUAAUAGAUUAGAUCGGAUCCAGGAAGAGAUCUUCCUCUUCUCCUCCUAAUUUAUUUCUUUCUUUCAUCUCUAUCUGUCUACGCUCCUUAGCUGCAUUGCCUCUUCCCUUCCCUCCCGUUCCAAAAAAAUAAAAGAAAACCAAAAAAACGGGAGGGAGGUGAGAGGUGGAUAUCCGAAAUAGCGAGAAGAAUAGGGGUGGAGGAGGGAGAGGAGGCGAGCAAUGAAAGCGGGUGGAGGGGGAGGGGCGAAGGAUGGCUCCGAUGGCUACCAUCCGAUGACCCCAACCAACAACAGUAGGACCCCUUUCAUAUGGGGCAUGCUCGGCGCCGGCAACCCUGGCGGCGGCAAGACUUCCAAUCGUCCCAUGUUCAUCCCUAGGUUCAUGAUCUGCCUCCUCCUCUCCAUCUCCCUCAUCUACUUCCUCUAUACUGUCAACCUCCUCCUCUCCUCUUCCCUUACUCACCGCCAACUCCCCUGCUCCACCAGCACCACCACGUCCUCGGCCGUCGCCGAUCCGGUCCUCCACCUUUCCUCCUCUAAUCUCUCCGUCCAUACUACCCCCUCGGCCACCAACACCACCACCACCAGCAGCAGCAGCAGCAGGAUAGCUGCCCGGGCCGCGGCGGCCACGGGGCUCCAGCACGUAGUUUUCGGGAUCGCGGCGUCUGCCAGUCUCUGGGACAGGCGCAAGGACUACAUCAAGCUCUGGUGGCGCCCCCGCCAGAUGCGGGGCGUCGUCUGGCUCGACAAGCCGGUGAAGGAGUUCAGCAACUCCGCCUCCGCAGCCGGCCUCCCGGCCCUCAAGCUCUCCGGCGACACCGCCCGCUUCCCCUACACCCACCGGCAGGGCAGCCGCUCAGCCAUCCGCAUCUCCCGCGUCGUCUCCGAGACCUACCGCCUCGGCCUGAACAACGUCCGGUGGUUCGUCAUGGGCGACGACGACACCGUCUUCGUCCCCGACAACCUCGUCCGCGUCCUCUCCCAGUUCGACCACCGCCAGCCCUACUACAUCGGCUCCGUCUCCGAAAGCCACCUCCAGAACAUCUACUUCUCCUACGCCAUGGCCUACGGCGGCGGCGGGUUCGCCAUCAGCCGCCCCCUCGCCGCCGCCCUCGCCCGCGUGCAGGACCGCUGCCUCCACCGCUACCCGGCCCUCUAUGGCAGCGACGACCGCAUCCAGGCCUGCAUGGCCGAGCUCGGCGUUCCCCUCACCCGCCACCCGGGCUUCCACCAGUUCGACGUCUACGGCGACCUGCUCGGCCUCCUCGCCGCCCACCCCGUGGCCCCGCUCGUCUCCCUCCACCACCUCGACGUCGUCCAGCCCGUCUUCCCCAAUGCUCCCUCCCGCGCCGCCGCCCUCCGCCGCAUCUUCGACGGCCCCGUUCGCCUCGACUCCGCGGCCGUCUUCCAGCAGUCCAUCUGCUACGACGCCGGCCACCUCUGGACCGUGUCCAUCUCCUGGGGCUUCGCCGUCCAGGUGGUGCGGGGGGUCAUGUCCCCUCGGGAGAUGGAGAUGCCCGCACGCACCUUCCUCAACUGGUACCGCCGCGCCGACUACACCGCCUACCCCUUCAACACCCGCCCCGUGGCUCGCAACCCCUGCCAGAGGCCCUUCGUGUACUACCUCUCCUCCUCCCACUACGACGCCGCCCGCCGCACCACCGUCACCGUGUACGAGCGCCACCGAGAGGUCCACCCGGCGUGCCGCUGGAAGAUGGACCACCCCCCAGCCUUCGUCGACCGCAUCGUCGUCUACAAGAAGCCCGACCCCUCUCUCUGGGACAGGGCGCCGAGGAGGAAUUGCUGCAGCGUGGCGUCGUCGCCGAACGAUGGGAAGAAGGGGAAUAGGACGAUGACAGUUGAUGUGGGCGUUUGCCGGGAAGGCGAGUUUAGUGAGACACAGCGACUUUAAUUUCUCUGUCUCGCUCUUCCUGUGUAGAUCUUUUUCCUUUUGUUAUUUUUUCCUCUUUCUUUUGUUUUUGGUAUUAUUUUGUUAAAAUCUUGGAACUUUUUGUGAUUCUUGGCCUGGAAUGGGGGAUGCUCAAUUUGUAUAAUUUUUUCUUUUGCUGUUAUCUAGUGGCAGGGUCAAUCAUGCAUGCCACUCACAGCUCAA
Molecule: messenger RNA, 2375 nt
Organism: Phoenix dactylifera (date palm)
Lineage: Eukaryota; Viridiplantae; Streptophyta; Magnoliopsida; Arecales; Arecaceae
Source: RefSeq, a predicted model, not a curated record